AUGCUCAAGCGCUUCGGUGGUCUCAUCUUCGGUCUUUCACAAGCAUCUCAUACGAGUACACCGCAUCUUCAGGCAGCAACGAUGGCUUCACAAGCGCCAUCCGGCAAGGAGCUCUGUACAGUCGCCAAUGGGUGCUUCUGGGGAACAGAGCACAUGUUUGCCAAGCACUAUGGCAGCAAGGUCGACUCCAUGAAGGUCGGAUAUUGUGGUGGCAAGGAGAGCUCGACAUCGCCAAGCUACAGAGAGGUCUGCUCGGGCACGACGGGACAUGCAGAGGCGCUCCAGAUCACCUUUGAUCCUAGCAAAGUCAGCUACGAGGAGCUCGUGACGUUCCAUUUCAGGAUGCACGACCCGACGACGCUGAACAGGCAAGGUGGCGAUCGCGGGACUCAGUAUCGGUCUGCCGUCUACACUCACUCUGACGAGCAAGCCAAGACUGCCGAGAAGGUCAAGGCAGACGUACAGGCCAAGCAUUGGAAGGGCAAGACCGUCGUCACAGAAAUCACGCCGGCAGGACCAUGGUGGGAUGCAGAAGACUAUCACCAAAAGUACUUGCAUAACAAUCCUGGCGGCUACGAAUGUCCCGCGCAUCGGUUUCGGCCGAGUCGAGCGAUUGACUCAAGUCCGCACAAGACUACCUCCUGUCAGCAGAUCUGUCCCCUCAGGCAAACUCAGCAGCCGACCGCCGUCACAGCGUCAAAGCCGCGUCAUCGUCUCGAGCUUGGUCAGGCCACCAUGGCGGCAGAGGAGGGCGAGAAGAUGGCGACAGACAAGCCAGAGGAAGAAGAGCUGCCUCAAGAGAUCCUGGACGCCUCUGCGGAUGAGAUUGCUACCCGCAUGCGCCUCAUCGACAAUGACAUCAAAGUCAUGAGAUCAGAGCAGGGCCGUCUCAGGCAUACACAGAAGGAGAUGCAGCUCAAGCUGGCCGACAACUUUGACAAGAUCAAGAACAACAAGCAACUGCCUUAUCUUGUCGCCAAUGUUGUGGAGCUGCUCGAGAUCAACCCAGAUGGGGACGAGGAGAAUGACGGGGCGAACGUAGACCUCGACUCUACCGUCAAAGGCAAAUGUGCCGUAGUCAAAACAUCCACCCGUCAGACGAUCUUCCUGCCCCUCGUCGGUCUCGUCGACCCCAACAAGCUCAAGCCGUCCGAUCUUGUCGGCGUCCAGAAGGAUUCGUACCUCAUCCUCGACACACUGCCAUCAGAAUAUGACUCGCGCGUCAAAGCUAUGGAGGUCGAUGAGAAGCCCACAGAGGCGUACACAGACAUCGGUGGCCUGGACAAGCAGAUCGAGGAGCUCGUCGAAGCCAUCGUCAUGCCCAUGAAGUCUGCAGAAAAGUUCAAGGCACUCGGCAUCAAAGCCCCCAAAGGCUGUCUCAUGUACGGACCGCCCGGCACAGGCAAGACUUUGCUCGCUCGUGCAUGUGCCGCACAAGCAGAUGCUUUCUUUCUCAAGCUCGCUGGACCUUCUCUCGUCCAGAUGUUCAUCGGCGAUGGUGCAAAACUCGUCAGAGACGCUUUCGAGCUUGCGAAAGAAAAGGCGCCAGCUAUCAUCUUCAUCGAUGAGCUCGAUGCGAUAGGUACCAAGCGGUUCGACAGCGAAAAAUCAGGCGAUCGUGAAGUGCAAAGAACCAUGCUCGAGCUGCUUAAUCAGCUCGACGGCUUCGGUAGCGAUGAUCGCAUCAAGGUCAUUGCAGCCACAAAUCGGAUUGACAUCCUCGAUCCGGCGCUCUUGCGAUCUGGCCGAUUAGACCGCAAGAUUGAGUUCCCCUUGCCGACUGAGGAAGCGCGGGCGAGAAUAUUAGAGAUCCACUCUCGAAAGAUGUCACUCAGCAAUCGCAUAAACUUCGAAGAGCUCGCGAGGAGUACAGAUGAGAUGAAUGGCGCGCAGCUCAAAGCAGUCUGUGUCGAGGCAGGCAUGAUCGCGCUCCGAGAAGGCGCUACGGCACUGAAUCACGAGCAUUACCUCAGCGGCAUUCUCGAGGUGCAGUCGCGCAAGAAGAACGAUCAGUUUUACUUUGCAUAA
Molecule: messenger RNA, 2028 nt
Organism: Mixia osmundae IAM 14324
Lineage: Eukaryota; Fungi; Basidiomycota; Mixiomycetes; Mixiales; Mixiaceae
Exons: 12
Coding region: 1-2028 (675 amino acids)
Biological process (GO): proteasome-mediated ubiquitin-dependent protein catabolic process
Cellular component (GO): proteasome regulatory particle, base subcomplex
Molecular function (GO): proteasome-activating activity; ATP binding; peptide-methionine (S)-S-oxide reductase activity
Source: RefSeq, a predicted model, not a curated record